AUGACGGCCCGCUGUGUGCGCUCUCUGUCCGGAUCCCUGCAGCUGCUGCUCCGCAACCGGUUCUGCUGCGUGCCGGUGGACUUUGAAGUCGUCAAUGUGGACUCGACCUCGGCCUCAGAGGACGACAUCAAUAAUGCCAUCAUGGCCAUCAGACGCAAUGGAGUCGCACUGAAAGGUAACUGUGAGAAAAUCUGUCAGUGGAGAUAUAACGAUGGAAAUCAGAACAUAUCAAAAUCCAGGAACAACCUGCUGCGCACCACGUUGGAUCUGUACGCCAACGUGAUGCACUGCCAGUCUCUGCCUGGAGUGAGGACGCGCCACAGAAACAUCGACAUCAUGAUCAUCAGGGAAAACACCGAGGGAGAGUACAGCAGCCUGGAGCACGAGAAUGUACCCGGUGUUGUCGAAUGCCUGAAGAUCAUCACCAGGACCAAAUCUUUACGCAUCGCUGACUACGCGUUCAAAACGGCUCGAGAGCGAGGACGCACACGAGUCACCGCCGUUCACAAAGCUAACAUCAUGAAGUUGGGUGACGGCCUUUUCCUGGAGUGCUGUAAGGAGGUGGCGAGCGGUUACCCUGAAAUCACCUUCGACAGCAUGAUUGUGGACAACACCACCAUGCAGCUGGUUUCCAGACCGCAGCAGUUCGACGUGAUGGUCAUGCCCAACCUGUACGGCAACGUUGUGAGCAACGUGUGCGCCGGGUUGGUUGGCGGACCGGGCCUGGUGCCUGGAGCCAACUAUGGAGAGGACUACGCUGUGUUUGAGACGGGCACCAGGAACACUGGGAAGAGCAUCGCUAACAGCAACAUAGCGAACCCCACAGCCAUGCUGCUGGCCUCCUGCCUGCUGCUGGAUCACCUGAAGCUCCACGCCUACGCCAACAUGAUCCGCAGAGGCAUCCUGUCCACCGUCACCGAGACCCGGCUGCACACUGCGGAUCUGGGAGGUCAAGGCUCCACGUCUGAAGUGGUCCAGUCCAUCAUGAAGGCCGUUGAAAGCACCGGACCUCGAACACUGAGCACCUAGAACAGACGGCAGCCACUCAGCGGGGAUCAGCGUAGGAUUACGACGGCCUUCUGUAGCUCUUC
Molecule: messenger RNA, 1091 nt
Organism: Stegastes partitus (bicolor damselfish)
Lineage: Eukaryota; Metazoa; Chordata; Actinopteri; Pomacentridae
Product: isocitrate dehydrogenase [NAD] subunit gamma, mitochondrial-like
Exons: 9
Coding region: 1-1029 (342 amino acids)
Biological process (GO): isocitrate metabolic process; tricarboxylic acid cycle
Cellular component (GO): mitochondrion
Molecular function (GO): oxidoreductase activity, acting on the CH-OH group of donors, NAD or NADP as acceptor; magnesium ion binding; NAD binding
Source: RefSeq, a predicted model, not a curated record